Messenger RNA from Suillus subaureus, 1746 nucleotides. Its product is annotated as general substrate transporter. Gene Ontology annotation, molecular function: carbohydrate:proton symporter activity. Gene Ontology annotation, cellular component: membrane. The transcript is spliced from 16 exons. The record is from RefSeq and is a predicted model, not a curated record. Gene Ontology annotation, biological process: carbohydrate transport; transmembrane transport. NCBI's taxonomy places the organism in Eukaryota, Fungi, Basidiomycota, Agaricomycetes, Boletales, Suillaceae. The coding region runs from base 1 to 1746 and encodes 581 amino acids.
AUGUCUCUCCCUUCAUCUGACCAGGAGAAACAUCGGCCAUCUGUUGCAGAAAACAUUGAUCUUCACCAUGAGCCGAUAAAACAACAAUUCGACUUGGAUCCAGCAGAUGUCGCUGCUCAUGCUCCGUUGCUGCGUGGUCGUAAGCUAACGGCUGCAGUGGCGUUUGUGGCAGGAACCGGGUUCACACUCUUUGGGUAUGAUCAAGGUGUCAUGUCGUCACUAAUUACAGGAAAUCAGUUUGAGGGCACCUUCCCUGAAGUCGUAGUGGAGGCCAGUCACCCUGAUCACGCCACUCUUCAGAGCUUCAUAAUCGCCAUUUACGAAGUAGGCUGUCUCUUUGGUGCCCUGUCCAAUCUUUGGGUGGGAGACAAGCUCGGUCGUCGAAGCCCGUUAAGAGCACGGGCUGAGUUCCUUACAGGGGCAAUUCUGCAAACUACUGCGUUUUCUUUUUCACCCUUGAUUUUUGCUCGUAUCUUUACAGGCUACGGAAACGGCCUGAUAGUCAGUGAUGUGCCAACUUGUGCCCAAAGUCCUGCUGAAAACAAGUUUGUAGACAUCGACAGUGCCAAUAUAUCACGCGGAGCUCUCCCCAUCCGCAAAGAGGGGCCGAAUGAUAAUGAUGGAGGGGACUUUGAUUGUGGCUGGAGUAACCAUUGCUUAUGUUUAGUUGAUUUAGCGCUAUUCUUCGUGAAUUGGUCGUCUGCUCAGUGGAGAGUUCCGAUAGCACUGCAGUUGGUGUUUGAAAUCAUUAUGGUGACAUGCAUCGGAUUCCUUCCCGAGUCACCGAGGUGGUUGGUGAAGCGUGGUCGCAAUGCUGAAGCAAUGGCCGUUAUAUCCGCAAUGGAAGACAAAGCUCCCGCCGAUCCGGAAGUUCAGCGCACGUACUACGGUAUUCGUGAAGCUGUUGCUGUCGAAACAUCUAGUCAAGGUUCACUGCGUGAACUCACUACUGGGGGUCGCAGCCAAAAUUUCAGACGAACAGUCAUUGCUGUAGUAUUUAUGAUUAUGCAGCAGCUGACCGGCAUCAACCUCGUUACUUUUUAUGCUACUAUUUUGUUCCAGCGUCUUGGUCUCUCCGAUGUCAACGCACGGAUUACCGCUGCUGCCAACGGCACAGAAUAUUUCCUUGCUUCCAUUGCUGCUUAUUAUGCCAUAGACUAUGUAGGCAGACGCCAACUCAUGCUGAUUGGAGCCAUCGGUCAAUGCAUCGUGAUGCUGCUCUUGGCUGUAUUAGGAUAUAUUGGCAAUACACCAGCGCAGAUCGUGAGCGUAGUUCUCUUAUUCGGCUUUAACACGUUCUUUGCUUUUGGAUGGCUUGGCUUGGCCUGGUUAUACUGCGCUGAGAUUGCCGGGCUUAGAACUCGAGCGCCGACAAAUGCGCUAAGCACGGCGUCAAACUGGACUUUCAACUUUGUCGUGGUGAUGAUUGUUGGUCCAGCAUUCAACAAUAUCUCCUGGCGAACCUACAUCGUCUUCGCGGCCCUGAACGCAACCAUUGUUCCAGUUGUUUACUUUUUCUUCCCCGAAACUGGCGGUCGGUCUUUAGAAGACCUCGACGUUGUGUUUGCGUUGGCGUACAUAACUGGUGAAGAUCCAGUCAAAGUCUCACUUCGGAAAGACGUCCCGCUUGCUGGAUCGCAAGAGGCGGAUGAGAUUCUUGGAGUCAGCCCAGGCGUUCAAUAUCACCCUACGGAAAAGCCUCCGAUGCCAUCCUCUUCACCUGGAAAAGCCAGAACACCGGUGUAG